AUGCGUUGUAAUCCAGAAUACAGAGUUCUUGAGAGAGGAGUGAUGAUGGAGAGAAAGAAGAUAAAACCGAUGGAAGGGUACCCGACCGGUUACCGGUUCUGCCCAUCCGAGAACGACCUCUUCUUCCUUUACCUCUCGAAGAAGGUGGAAGGGGAUUCGGAGGCCAUUCCUCCUUUCAUGCCCGAGGUCGACAUAUAUGGGGAUGACGAUCCUUGGGAGAUCUUCGAUGCGGACUCACAGGAAAGUUUCCACGUCUUCACUAGGUUGAAGAUCAUCAAGUCUAGGGUGAAGAGGACCGCCGGUUCCGGGAUUUGGAGCAACGGAAAUAAGCGAACAAUCGUGGACAGUCGAGGCGACACUGUCGGCUACUCACUUUCAAGUCAUUGA
Messenger RNA from Eucalyptus grandis, 387 nucleotides. RefSeq names its product NAC domain-containing protein JA2-like. Gene Ontology annotation, biological process: regulation of DNA-templated transcription. Lineage: Eukaryota; Viridiplantae; Streptophyta; Magnoliopsida; Myrtales; Myrtaceae. The record is from RefSeq and is a predicted model, not a curated record. Gene Ontology annotation, molecular function: DNA binding. The transcript has a single exon. Bases 1 to 387 code for a protein of 128 amino acids.